Messenger RNA from Pocillopora meandrina, 723 nucleotides. NCBI's taxonomy places the organism in Eukaryota, Metazoa, Cnidaria, Anthozoa, Scleractinia, Pocilloporidae. The record is from the annotation of a GenBank genome assembly.
AUUGUAUUUCAGGUUCUUGUUGCUGUUUCGCCUCGUUCUAGUAUGCAGUUUUUUGAUGUCGGAACUAAGACUUGGAAGCUGUUGCCAGUCUCUACACCAGCUACUCUAGCGACCCAAUGUUACUCUGCGGUGUCUGCUGCCGAUAAGUUAAUGGUUGCCGCAUAUGACUCCCUUGGACACUGCCUUUAUCGUUAUGACCCGGAGACAAAUGUGUGGGAGAGGCUUCCUCAUUCAUGUCGUGAAAUCAAACAUCUUUGUGUUACAGCAGAGCACCUGUACGCAUUUCCCGCUGACUGCAAACAGCAUUCUCAAAAGUACAAUUUCGCUCAACGUAAGUGGGAACACUUUCGAAGAGUAGAAAUAACUUUCAAUGCUAAGAGUUUGUUUUUCUAUAGUGGUAUAGCAGUAUUAAACAACAAAGUUUAUGUCCUCUAUAUAGAGAAAAGUCAAACGAUCAUGAAUCGAGCCGUAUUACACUGUUUUGAUCCACCAAAAGACCAAUGGGAGAAAAAAGCAAACACUUCCCAAUUCCACUUUGGAUCCAGUCUUCUAGUAGUAAACGGUAAACUUUACGUUGCCGGGGGCAACGUUUCUUGCGACCACGCCCAUCGUCCAUAUGGUAAUCCUGCCCCUGUAGAAAUGUAUAACGAAGAAACCAACGCUUGGACUGUUGUUGAACACAAAAAUGUUCCCGCCGACAGCAACCUCAGUGCAGUGGAAAUA